CAUGCACCCCGGCUUUUGUUCCCGAACCGGGCAACUCCAACCACUUGCACGCGGGGAAGUCGCAGCACAAUGAACAACGCACCAUGGGAACCGAGGCACCCAGGAAUGGAUGGGUACGGCUUGGCUCCUCGCUGCUGCCGUGGUCGGUCAUCUCACCACCGUCAGCCGCCGUGACAACGAUGAUGACAGAGAGCAGCAAUCCUUCCAUCCGUCAUCCACCACGGUCGCUCUAAUCGCUGCCCUACCUCUCUUCCGCUCGAACAUCGAAUUGAACCAAGAUGACGUCCGACACCGAAAAGAAACCCGUCAUUAUCGUCGGCGCAGGUCUCGCGGGUCUCGUCGCCGCCUUCGAGCUCUCCCAACAAAACGUCCCGACGAUCGUCCUUGACCAGGAAAAUGCAGCAAACCUGGGCGGCCAGGCCUUCUGGUCGCUAGGCGGGAUUUUCUGCGUAAACUCAGCCGAGCAGCGCCGCAUGGGCAUCAAGGACACGCGCGAGCUGGCCAUGCGCGACUGGUUCGGCUCGGCCCGCUUCGACCGCGAGAAGGAGGACUAUUGGCCGCGCAAGUGGGCCAAGGCCUUUGUCGACUUUGCCGCCGACGAGAUGGAGAACUACGUCAAGGCCCGCGGGAUAGGGUUCCUAAUGAACGUCGGCUGGGCCGAGCGCGGGGAUGGGAGGGCGGAUGGGCACGGCAACUCGGUACCGCGCUUCCACACGACGUGGGGGACGGGACCGGAGGUUGUGCGUGUAUUUGCCGAGCCCGUGAAGGAGGCUGAGAAAAAGGGGAUCGUCGAGUUCAAGCACCGCCAUAUGGUUGAUGAGGUGGUCAUCGACGAGAAGACGGGGCGCGCAGUCGGCGUCAAGGGACGGGUGUUGGAGGCGGAUGAAUCCGCGCGAGGGGUCAAGUCGUCCAGGACCGUGGUCGGAGAGUUCGAGAUCCGUGGUGCUGCCGUGCUGGUUUCCUCCGGUGGCAUCGGCGGCGAUGUCGAAAAGGUCAAGGCCUGCUGGCCUGUCGACCGCCUGGGACCAAAAAUCCCGAACACCUUUGUCGUCGGCGUGCCCGCGCAUGUUGACGGUCGCAUGAUCGACAUCACCGAGACCGCUGGGGCCAAUAUCAUCAACCGCGACAGGAUGUGGCACUACACUGAGGGACUCGCCAACUGGGAUCCCAUCUGGCCCGGGCACGGCAUUCGCGUGCUCCCCGCUCCCUCGUCUCUUUGGCUCGACGCUACUGGCAAGCGCCUGCCUCCCUUCCUCUUCCCUGGCUGCGACACGCUGGCAACCCUUAAGCAUAUUUGCAGCACCGGCUACGACUACACAUGGUUUAUUGCCGACCAGUCGAUCGUGGCGCGCGAGUUCGCCCUGUCUGGGUCCGAGCAGAAUCCCGACGUGACCGGGAAAUCGAUCUGGCAGCUCCUGACCCAGCGCAUCUUCAGCUCCAAGGGGACUAUCCCCGUUCAGAACUUUGUUAAGCACGGCGCGGACUUUGUUGUCCGUGACAAUCUUGAAGACCUGGUCAAGGGGAUGAACGAACUGAUUGCCGCUGUCCCCGGAGCCCCGAAGCUCGACUACGCCGAGGUGCUAGAGGUGGUCGAAAGCCGCGACGGCCAGUUCGACAACACGUACUCCAAGGACGCCCAGGCGAUGCUGAUCCACAGCGCCCGCACAUACUGGCCCGAUAGGAGGAGCCGCAUUGCCGCGCCGCACCGCCUGUUGGACGUCCAGAACCACGGCCCGCUGAUUGCGGUGAGGAUGAACCUGCUAACGAGGAAGAGCCUGGGUGGAAUCGAGACGAACCUGGACAGCAACGCCAUGCGGGCAGAUGGGACACCGUUUCCGGGUUUGUACGCGGCGGGCGAAGCCGCUGGGUUCGGCGGUGGCGGUGUGCAUGGGUAUAGCUCGCUGGAGGGGACGUUCUUGGGUGGUUGCAUCUUCUCGGGGAGGGCGGCGGGCCGGGCGAUGGCGAAGGAGGUAUUGGGGGAUGGGGCAAGCGCGGAGUGAAGUGCCCCCGGCCUGGGUUUCGGCCCUGGUUACCCAACUGGCUCCCGAUUUGGGGCUUAAGUCGAGGUUCCCUCUUUGGACAACAGCAUUUCACGGUGUAUCGAUACCUAAUACGACUUCUUUCAUCGUUCUACACCGUAGUGCUCCCCAUCGCCCUGUGGUGUUGCAUUAGCCCCCUGAACGUCCCACACGAGAAACCGUGGUAUGAUGUCUAGCCAAAGGGCACACCCGAAG
Messenger RNA from Chaetomium fimeti, 2234 nucleotides. Its product is annotated as FAD binding domain-containing protein. The transcript is spliced from 2 exons. Gene Ontology annotation, molecular function: oxidoreductase activity, acting on the CH-CH group of donors. The record is from RefSeq and is a predicted model, not a curated record. Bases 279 to 2000 code for a protein of 573 amino acids. Lineage: Eukaryota; Fungi; Ascomycota; Sordariomycetes; Sordariales; Chaetomiaceae.